AUGGCUCUCCAUGAAUCAAUCACCAACCAAACAAAUGUUUCCCUACGCAUCGCCAAACAUCUGUUCUUGAAAGAAUUAGACAAGAACAUUGUGUUUUCGCCACUGUCUCUUCAAGUUGUACUAAGCAUCAUCGCUGCUGGCUCUGAGGGUCCCACACAACAACAGCUUCUCGACUUCCUCCUGUCCAAAUCCACUGACCAUCUCAACGAUCUUGCCUCUCAACUUGUUUCUGUCGUGCUCUUCGACGCUGCUCCCACAGGUGGACCUCGAUUCUCCUUCGUCAAUGGUGUAUGGGUUGAACAAACCCUUUCUCUUCAACCUUCCUUCAAAGAAAUCGUGUCCUCUGAUUAUAAGGCCACUUUGCUUUCUGUUGAUUUCAAAACCAAGGCUGUUGAAGUGACUAAAGAAGGGAAUUUAUGGGCUGAAAAAGAGACAAAUGGCCUUAUUAAAGAACUUCUUCCUCCAAGAUCAGUUGAUAGCUUAACCCGCCUCAUCUUUGCUAAUGCACUCUACUUUAAAGGAGCAUGGAGUGAGAAGUUUGAUGUUUUGAAAACGAAAGACUAUGAUUUUCACCUUUUGAAUGGCAGCUCGGUCAAGGUUCCCUUCAUGACCAGCGAGGAGAAUCAGUUUAUUGAAGCUUAUGGUGGCUUUAAAGUUCUUCGUCUUCCGUAUAAAAAAGGCAAAGAUAAGCGUCGAUUCUCUAUGUACAUUUUUCUUCCAAAUGCUAAAGAUGGACUGCCAGCAUUGGUUGAGAAGUUGGCUGCUAAACCUCACUUACUACACUAUAGUCUUCAUCCUGCUGAAGCAGAAGUAGUUGAAUUCAGAAUUCCAAGAUUCAAAAUUUCAUUUGAGCUUGAAACUUCCGAUAUGUUCAAAGAGCUAGGAGUGAUUUUACCUUUCACUCGUGGAGGUUUGACAAAAAUGGUGGACUCUCCUCUUGUGGGCAAUAGCCUUUCUGUUUCUAAAAUAUUUCACAAAUCUUUCAUUGAAGUAAAUGAAGAAGGCACUGAAGCUGCUGCAGCUAGUGCUGGUUGUUAUGAGGAGGAGUUGGAUUCAAAAGAAAGAAUAGACUUUGUAGCUGAUCACCCUUUCUUAUUUCUAAUUAGAGAAAACUCGACUGGAACCAUUCUCUUUGUUGGACAAGUGCUCAAUCCACUUGAUGAGUGAUCUUAGCAGUAGAUUGGAUUGCCACUAGAUAAA
Molecule: messenger RNA, 1200 nt
Organism: Medicago truncatula (barrel medic)
Lineage: Eukaryota; Viridiplantae; Streptophyta; Magnoliopsida; Fabales; Fabaceae
Product: serpin-ZX
Exons: 2
Coding region: 1-1167 (388 amino acids)
Molecular function (GO): serine-type endopeptidase inhibitor activity
Source: RefSeq, a predicted model, not a curated record